This is a messenger RNA of Vollenhovia emeryi, 1095 nucleotides long. RefSeq names its product nucleoporin Nup37 (gene Nup37). The transcript has 4 exons. Gene Ontology annotation, molecular function: protein binding. NCBI's taxonomy places the organism in Eukaryota, Metazoa, Arthropoda, Insecta, Hymenoptera, Formicidae. Bases 119 to 1087 code for a protein of 322 amino acids. The record is from RefSeq and is a predicted model, not a curated record. Gene Ontology annotation, cellular component: nuclear pore outer ring.
CGUGCCGUUGACGAUCGAGCGGCGGGGUCGCGCGGAACUAACCUGUCUCCGUCUCGUAGGUUAUGCCGGUUCUGUGCCGCCGCGCGCACGCACACGCACGGCACCGCGGACGGAGAGGAUGGACGAGGCAGUCACCACGCCGCCUACAUUCAAACGGAGUUUCUGCGAGCGGAUCUACUGCGUGGAGCUCUCGCCGUACGAGUGGUCGCAGCACCUCGUCUGCGUCGCCCUCGCCAACACGAUCGUCGUCGGCACCGUCAGAUUUCAGGAUGAGGACGACGCAGUGGAAGACGUGGCGUACAAUCCGGUCAGGACGUUUAACCACGACGCCAGGCCCCACACGAUCGCCUGGAGUCCAGAGACCUCCCUGAGCAUCGUCCCCAAGAUCCUGACGUUCUGCGUCGCCGGGUCGGAUUUCAAGAUAAGAUUGUACAACAGCAAUCUGAACGACGUUGACAAGUACGAGAUUUUAGACGACCACAAGGAUUACAUAAACGCCAUCUCCUACGAACUGGAGGGUGAGCUGCUAGCGUCGGUCUCCGACGAUCAUACGUGCAAGCUGUGGGCGGUCAAGGAGAGCCAAAAGUGCGUGUCCACAUUUUACUUGACGUCACCUGGUAUGAGCGUGUGCUGGCACGGCGAGGAGUCCGGCAAGCUGCUAGUAGCGGAGAAGAACGGCUUGAUACGCAUGUACAACGUCAGGAGCCAACAAGCGAUCAUGUCCCUCGACUCCGGGGCCGUUCCGCUGACCGCGGCCGACUGGGGGCCCAAUCCCCUGAAAGUCGUGUCGAUGGCCGCGGGAGAAUUGCUGCUCUGGGACGUCUCCAGACCGAGCCGUCCCCUUGACGAGCGAAUGCUUCACACGGAAGGCGGUCUGACGGUAAGAGUGUCACACGCGAAUGAAAACCUGGUAUCGAGCAUCGGAUGGCCGGACAACUUGCUGAAGGUCGUCAAUUUGAGAUCGAAAGUAGUGGUACUGUGUGGAAAGGUGAAAUUAAUCGGCGGUAUGACGUGGCACUAUAAGUUGCCCUACGUUUGUGCUGCAAGUGAUAGAGAGCUAUGUUUCUGGAGAAUAAAUAUAAAUUAGGAUACACC